Molecule: messenger RNA, 1806 nt
Organism: Alnus glutinosa
Lineage: Eukaryota; Viridiplantae; Streptophyta; Magnoliopsida; Fagales; Betulaceae
Product: BTB/POZ and MATH domain-containing protein 2-like
Exons: 4
Coding region: 251-1477 (408 amino acids)
Biological process (GO): protein ubiquitination
Molecular function (GO): protein binding
Source: RefSeq, a predicted model, not a curated record
AUACAUGAGAUGGGACAAUGUAUUACGUUUCCCUCACAUGGUUUCCGACCGAUUUUAUGUACGACGACAUUGGUAUAAAGAAAGAAUUAAAUAAGUCUGUUGAUUUGGAUAGCCCCAAUUUCCAAUCAAUUUCCGUUUCUCUCCGACUCCGUUGAAUAUCGAUAUCCUCAACUCCGACAAGAAAGUCCAGAAUUAUCAAAUUGAAAUUAACGGUUUUUGUUUCGAAAUAUCAAGGGUGGUCUCUUAGUUGAUGGGCACAAACGAACCACGAAGAGAAUUCGUGGCGAUCAAACCCAUCUUGGCAUCGCCGUCAACGUGCACCGCGUCGACCUCCCGCUCCGAGACCGUGAAUGGGACGCACGAGUUCAAGAUCAAGGGCUUCUCCCUGGCAAAGGGCAUGGGGAUCGGCAAGUACAUCACCUCCGACACCUUCGCGGUGGGGGGAUACGCCUGGGCGAUCUACUUCUACCCGGACGGCAAGAGCGCCGAGGACAACGCCGCCUACGUCUCGCUCUUCGUCGCGCUCGCCAGCGAGGGCACCGACGUCCGGGCGCUCUUCGAGCUCUCGCUGCUGGACCAGAGUGGCAGGGACAACCACAAGGUCCACAGCCAUUUCAAUCGCAUGCUCGACGGCGGGCCCUACGCCCUCAAGUAUCGAGGAAGCAUGUGGGGUUACAAACGCUUCUUCAAAAGAACUCUUCUGGAGACAUCAGACUACCUCAAAGAUGAUUGUCUCAUAAUUCACUGUUGUGUUGGUGUCGUUAGCUCGCACACAGAGGGACCUAAGAUUUACUCUAUAGCAGUUUCACCUUCUGAUAUUGGUCAGCAGUUUGGGAAGCUUUUAGAAAGUGGAAAGGGAGCUGAUGUGACUUUUGAAGUUGAUGGGGAAAUAUUUGCCACUCACAAGUUGGUGCUUGCAGCACGCUCACCUGUGUUCAGGUCACAACUUUUUGGUCCAAUGAAGGAUCAAAACAGUCAGUCCAUUAAAGUUGAAGACAUGAUGGCUCCAGUUUUUAAGGUGUUACUUCAUUUCAUAUACUGGGAUGCCCUACCAGACAUGCAAGAGCUUUUUGGUCUAGACUCUAAAUGGGCUUCUACUUCGAUGGCUCAACAUCUGCUCGCAGCAGCAGACCGAUAUGCCCUUGAGAGGCUCAGAUUGCUCUGUGAGGCUAAACUUUGUGAGAAUGUUGCCAUAAACACUGUUGCAACAACAUUGGCCUUGGCAGAGCAGCACCAUUGCUUCCAACUGAAAGAUGUUUGUCUUAGACUCAUUUCGUUGCCUGAAAAUUUAAGAGCUGUGAUGCAAACAGAAGGAUUUGAAUAUUUGAAGGAAAGUUGCCCCUCUGUCCUCGCUGAAUUACUGCAAUAUGUGGCAAGGAUUGGCAAGCAUUCUGUCAAGGCUCGUGCCUAUUAUAAUGCGCCCUACCUAGACGGGAGUGAUGUGAAUGGAAGGCGGGUGAAACCAAGGUUAUACUGAUUUAGGAUUGACCGUUAGGACAACCUUUUGCUGCAAGAAUAAGAAAAGAUUUUGUUAGAGUUCUGCCAUUUUUGGAUUGUACUAACAAUUACUGAUUUCUAUGGGGGAAAAAGAAAGAAAAAAAAAAUUGAUACUAGUGGUUCAUUUGGUUGUGUAAUAUAAAAGGUUGAGUAGUUUUCUGCCAUAUAUUGAUAUAUUCUGUGUGCAGACACAUUGCGGUUUUCUGCCAUAUAUUGAUAUAUUCUGUCUGCAGACACAUUGCGGUUGAGAAUAUUGUACCUGCAGCUUCUGAUCAGAUACUAUUUUUAUGUUAUUUGCUUUGAAUAUCA